Molecule: messenger RNA, 1122 nt
Organism: Cygnus olor (mute swan)
Lineage: Eukaryota; Metazoa; Chordata; Aves; Anseriformes; Anatidae
Gene: CYREN
Product: cell cycle regulator of NHEJ
Exons: 2
Coding region: 107-382 (91 amino acids)
Biological process (GO): double-strand break repair via nonhomologous end joining; negative regulation of double-strand break repair via nonhomologous end joining
Cellular component (GO): nucleus; cytoplasm
Source: RefSeq, a predicted model, not a curated record
GGGGGACGAGAGGGGGCCGGCCGGGGGGGCGCUCCCCAGGGCCGGGCGGAGGCGGGGAAGGCGGCAGCAAGCGGCGGCGGAGCCCGGGGCAGCCACGGUGUACUGCAUGAACGAGGCCGAGCUGGUGGACGUGGCCCUGGGCGUGCUGGCCGAGAGCCUCGGGAGGGAACGAGCUGAGGAGAAGGCCCGCAGCGAGAGCGAGGAGGAGCAGGAGCAACAGCCGGCGCCAAGCAGCAGCCCGGAGAGCGCAGCCGGCGUGGGGACGGGCGGUGACCGCAGCCCCGGCCUCCCGUCCCCUCCUGGUGCCGGUGCGGAGAGGACGGUGGGGGAGGACUCCGAGGAGGAUGUGCUGAAAUACGUCAGGGAGAUCUUCUUCACUUGACGGUGCUGCUUCUGUGGGGCCCGGGGUGCACAGGGGGCUGUGGCGGUGGUGUCCGACAGGGGAUGCGCAGGCAAGGGCAGGACUGGGGAUGGCAUAGCCCAUCACGAUGCAGCACGACUACAUUUGGGGUGCCCUCAGACUGUAGAACUCCUGGGUGGUCACGGCUUGAGUCGCUGCACUGUGUGGGUUGACCAAAGCCCCGCCAUGACAAGCUGCGGCCUGGUGAUUCCACCUCCCUUCCCCAAAUUCCUGUCACUGAACUAGCAGUGACACCACAGACCCCAAAAGCAGAGAUGAAGGGAGUGAGAGAAUUAUUGCAAUAAUUGUGCAAAUCCAAGGAUGGUGAUCCUAGCUGGAGCAUGAGUUCAUCAUGGACACCAGCUUUAUAUUUAACUGGUUUGAAAGGACGGAGCACACAUCAUAAGAAAAGGCAUAAAAGAAGGAGGCGUACUCAGCGAGGAUUUGGACUCACCAUAAGCUGGGCUGUAGUCUGACAGCUCACCCAGCAGCAGGGACACCUCUGAUGUUAACUGCCAGGGAGGACGAGGCUCACUUGGCAUGGCUUGAGCAUCGUGAGGAUGUUCUGGAGGAAGCCAGUACCAUGGGGUGGCACGUGGGAUGUGGGGGAGAGUGAUAACUCAUGCACCCAUGUUAUUUGGAGUAAAGCCUUGAGGAAUCAAUCAACUGUAAAUACCUGUCUAGCUUUGGUAGAGAAGAACUAAAUAAAUUUUUUUUUCCUA